AUGGAUUCUCAGUAUUCACGGCAAGACUCAGAGCAUGGAAAUGCUGAUGAGGUCUGUCAAGUGGCUAACAAAAUGCCUCCAAGAGGUCCCAGCUUUAUUGUAGAGGAGGAUAAACUUCUUAUAAGUGCUUGGUUGAAUACUGGUAUGGAUUCAAUACAAGGCAAUGAUCAAAAGCUGCAGACUUUUUGGGGGAAAAUUACAGAGUACUAUCAUCAGUACAAGUCCUUUGACAAUGAUCGUUCACAACCGAUGCUGACACAACGGUGGGGAAAAAUACAAAAGAUGGUGAACAAAUUUUCAGGAUGUUUUGCAGCUAUAAAUGAAAGGCAUGAAAGUGGGAAGACUGAACAAGACAAGUUUUUACUCUCUUCAGACUGCAGAUGGAAAGAAGAUAUUGAAGCACAAGAAAAGCUUUGGUUCAAUCUUGAUCAUGCUUGGAUUUUGUUGAGGCACCAACCAAAGUGGAUACAAUUAAUGCAAGAGCUGGACAGCAAGAAAAGUAAGCAAAGAUCUAAGUCUUGUAUAACUAAUAUCUCAUCAUCUUCAACUACAGGCCCUCUCAUAGAUAUUGAAGAAGACACGAACACUUGCUUUCCAGUGUCUAGACCACCGGGUAAGAAGGCUGAGAAAAGAAAGCUGAAAGAAACCACUGAUCAAUUGGUGCAAAUACAAAAAUUACAUCAAGAGAAAAAAGAAAGAGAUGAAAAGAAACUAGAAAUUAUGAAGGAGAAAGUUGAAGUUGACCAGGAGAAAGUUGAAGUUGACAAGGAGAAACUGCGAGUUAGGAAACUUGAGGCUGAGAAUAGAAAAUUUGAGGCUGAGAUGAGAAUUAUGUCUAUGGAUACAUCUACUAUGAAUCCUGAGCAGAGGGCAUAUUAUUCCAAAUUUCAGAUGAAAAUUUUGCAAGGUGAUAUAUGA
This is a messenger RNA of Rosa rugosa (rugosa rose), 918 nucleotides long. RefSeq names its product glutathione S-transferase T3-like. The transcript is spliced from 2 exons. The record is from RefSeq and is a predicted model, not a curated record. The coding region runs from base 1 to 918 and encodes 305 amino acids. NCBI's taxonomy places the organism in Eukaryota, Viridiplantae, Streptophyta, Magnoliopsida, Rosales, Rosaceae.